AGAAAACGAAAGUUUCCAAGAAAAAGAAAGUUAAACUGUGAAGCAGGAACCAGAACAUCAGUAACUCUGAUCUGACAAAGAUGGAACCAGAAAAGCGUCACGAUCCUCGGGACAGUACCCUGACAUUUGUUGACCGAGCGGAUGAGAUCACCCUUGAUGAUGAUCCCAACACCCAGAGGAUAGAAAUGUCUUGUGGCCACGCUGUCACACCUGAAUCCCUCACAGCCUACUGUCGAAGUCUUCUGGAUCAGGCCGUGUACACGUUUGUGUGUCCAGCUAUAACAGAUGACAACAAUAAAAAGUGUGGGGCCGAGUGGAAGUACAUGGAAGUGCGGAGAAUUGCUUUACUGACUGAAGAAGAGCAGAGCCACUUUGAGGAGACAAUGGCUGAACUGGCAGCAGCUAAGUACUGUGAAUACAACCAAUGCCCCAGUUGCAGUUCAUAUGUUGAGAGGCAGGAUUUGACCAACCUGUGUGUACUCUGCACCAUCUGUUCAGCAGAUAGUGGUAAGAGGUUUGAGUUCUGCUGGCAGUGUCUGAAUACCUGGAAAGGACCAGCACCUCGCUCCGACAAAUGUGACAACAGCGGCUGCAUUAACGACAAACUUGAGAAACUGGUUAAAUGUGAAGAUAUAAUCCUUCCUCAGGUUCAAAACCUAAAAUGCCCCUCAUUGCGAGCUUGUCCUACAUGUGGAAACCUGGUUGAGCAUGACACAUCAGGGUGUAAGAAUAUCAUAUGCAAUAUCUGCCAUGUUGAAUUCUGCUUUUCUUGCUUAAAGCUCACGGUUGAUUGCCUAAAAACAAGCUCAUACUUUGUAGUUUGCUCAAAUGGUGUAGCGCCUCGGCAAACAUCCAUUCCAACCUGGAUAAAGUAGGUACCUGAAAUCUUGCCAUAUUAUAAACACCAAAGGCACAGCUUUCAGCCUCAUUAAAAGUUUUCAUGGCCAUAACUUAGUAUAAGUGUUUCAGUGGAAUAAUACAGCAUAUGAUUAAAACUAAAGCACAGCUGUCUUGGCAAUUAUCCUCAAGUUAUAUUGAAAAGCAUAUUGUGUUUGUCUUUAUUGUUUAUUAGAUUCAUAACAGCAUAUGUUUUUUUCGUUCAAUGUUGGUAGAAAUAAUAUUUGAUCAUAUAAAGCAUGUAAUAAAUGGAAAAUUGUAGCUUUGAUGCUUAAAUACAAUAGAUACAAAUAGUGAAAACC
Messenger RNA from Ictalurus punctatus (channel catfish), 1199 nucleotides. RefSeq names its product E3 ubiquitin-protein ligase RNF19B. The transcript has 4 exons. The coding region runs from base 81 to 875 and encodes 264 amino acids. Lineage: Eukaryota; Metazoa; Chordata; Actinopteri; Siluriformes; Ictaluridae. The record is from RefSeq and is a predicted model, not a curated record.